AUGGCUUCCGUUACCCGCCUCAGUAACUCUGCGCUCCGGGCCUCGCUCAAGCCCCAAGCCUUCAAUGGCCGGACCGCAGCCUAUACCGCUGCUCGCUACUACUCUGCAAAGUCCCAAACACUCAAGGAGCGCUUCGCUGAGCUUCUCCCAGAAAAAAUCGAGCAGAUCAAGAGCCUCCGAAAGGAGCAUGGUUCCAAGGUCGUCGACAAGGUUACUCUCGACCAGGUCUAUGGCGGCGCUCGCGGCAUCAAGGCCCUCGUUUGGGAGGGCUCCGUCCUGGACGCCGAGGAGGGUAUCCGAUUCCGAGGCAAGACCAUUCCUGAGUGCCAGGAGCUUCUUCCCAAGGCGCCGGGUGGCAAAGAGCCCCUUCCAGAAGGUCUCUUCUGGCUUCUCCUGACUGGCGAGGUUCCUACCGAACAGCAGGUCCGCGACCUGUCCGCUGAGUGGGCUGCCCGUUCCGACAUACCCAAGUUCGUCGAGGAGCUCAUCGACCACUGCCCUACCGAUCUUCAUCCCAUGGCUCAGUUUUCCCUGGCCGUCACCGCUCUCGAGCACACCUCUUCCUUCGCCAAGGCUUAUGCCAAGGGCGUCAACAAAAAGGACUACUGGGGCUACACCUUUGAGGACUCCAUGGAUCUCAUUGCCAAGCUGCCCAACAUUGCCGCACGCAUCUACCAGAACGUUUUCAAGGGAGGCAAGGUGGCGCCCAUCCAAAAGGACAAGGACUAUUCCUUCAACUUUGCCAACCAGCUUGGGUUCGGCGACAACAAGGACUUCAUUGAGCUGCUCCGCCUCUACCUGACGAUCCACACCGACCACGAGGGUGGCAACGUCUCUGCCCACACCACGCACCUUGUCGGCUCUGCCCUCAGCUCUCCAUUCCUCUCUCUGGCGGCUGGCCUCAACGGUCUCGCGGGUCCUCUGCACGGCCUGGCCAACCAGGAGGUUCUCAAUUGGCUGACCGAGAUGAAGAAGGUUGUCGGCGACGAUCUCUCCGACAAGAACAUCAAGGAUUACCUGUGGUCCACUCUCAAUGCUGGCCGUGUCGUUCCCGGCUACGGCCACGCCGUUCUCCGCAAGACAGACCCGCGGUACAUGGCCCAGCGCGAGUUUGGUCUUGCCAAAAUGCCCGAGGAUCCCAUGUUCAAGCUCGUCAGCCAAGUCUACAAGAUUGCCCCCGGUGUUUUGACCGAACACGGCAAGACCAAGAACCCUUACCCCAACGUCGAUGCCCACUCGGGCGUCCUCCUCCAGCACUACGGCCUUACCCAGGCUAGCUACUACACGGUGCUCUUUGGCGUUUCCCGUGCCAUUGGUGUGCUUCCUCAACUGAUCAUCGACCGCGCCGUCGGUGCCCCUAUUGAGCGCCCCAAGUCUUUCUCCACCGACAAGUGGGCCGAGAUUGUCAAGAAGCUUUGA
Molecule: messenger RNA, 1419 nt
Organism: Ustilaginoidea virens
Lineage: Eukaryota; Fungi; Ascomycota; Sordariomycetes; Hypocreales; Clavicipitaceae
Exons: 5
Coding region: 1-1419 (472 amino acids)
Biological process (GO): carbohydrate metabolic process; tricarboxylic acid cycle; citrate metabolic process
Cellular component (GO): mitochondrial matrix
Source: RefSeq, a predicted model, not a curated record